Messenger RNA from Drosophila suzukii, 443 nucleotides. RefSeq lists its product as uncharacterized. Lineage: Eukaryota; Metazoa; Arthropoda; Insecta; Diptera; Drosophilidae. The record is from RefSeq and is a predicted model, not a curated record.
CAAUCAAGCACCUAAUCAAAAGUUCAAACAGCAAUAAAAUGGCUUUCCGUUACAUUUUCGUGAUCAGUGCCCUGGUUGUCCUGGCUCAAGGAUCUUAUCUGUCGUCAGUGCAUCAGGAUUCUGGGGUUGGAGUGCACCACUCUGGAGUGGUUUCAUCUGGAGCUUCUGUUCUUGGUGCUUCACGUGGCCAUUCCGCUGUUCCCCAGCCUCAACGCCCCGUCUCUGGUCAUGGAUCCCUCCCUGGUCCCGUUGGAGGAUCCCGUCGAGUGAGUGGAGCAGGAGUAGCCGGAUCUCGUCCUCAUGGCGCUGCUCUUAGUCGUCCAUCUGCUGGUGCCCAUGGUCGUCCAAUUGGAGGAGGUGCACACGCAGGUCGCCCCAUCGGAGGUGGAGCUGCCCAUGGAAAUGCUCACCAGAACCGCAAUCGCAACCAGAAACCCUAUUAG